This is a messenger RNA of Glarea lozoyensis ATCC 20868, 1194 nucleotides long. RefSeq lists its product as uncharacterized. Lineage: Eukaryota; Fungi; Ascomycota; Leotiomycetes; Helotiales; Helotiaceae. The transcript is spliced from 2 exons. The record is from RefSeq and is a predicted model, not a curated record. Bases 1 to 1194 code for a protein of 397 amino acids.
AUGCCAUCGUUUUCCCCAUCCGCUGCACAAGUAAAAGCCGAAGCAAAAGCUAGAGCAGUCAACAUCCUGUCGAAUCACGAUAUGCUGGGUCAGAUUCUCGACCGGCACGAAGUGACUAUACGAAAAAGAUGGUUGAAGAAGACGAUGAAGCAGAAAAAAGCUAUCCUGCUUACCGCUUGGCCGAAUAUGGCACCCUCUCAUCGACCGGACUUUGAAGCUCUCAAACGUGAAGAGAUGGCUGGCCGCCCAGGCGGGGUUACUAUGUUUAGGGAGUGGUUCCUGUGGCCUACGAUCAACCUUGAAGAUCUAUCUCUAAAGCGGAGCUUGCUGUACUUCCUUCAUGGCCGAGGACGCAAUCUUCCAGGCACUUUUGCCCGCUCUGACAUUAGCUGUACCGGAACUGCACAUGCUAGUCGGGCUGUGGGAGUGCCUUUCAUUUCUAGGCAAACAAUGUUUCUAGAUGGGGGAACGCCGACGAAAUACGGGAGGCUUGUCUCAUGGGACGAUGACUCGGAUGCUCUGGGGGCACUCAGGUCCGGACGAGCCUUUUCGAUUGACCCUGGCCAUGCUCUCCUGACUCUUGAGAUCCAAGAAAGACUCAUGCAGUUUCUUGUCGAAUGCUGUAUGGGCAUUCUUCAUGAUAUAAGCGACUUGGGAUCUUUGAUCGACUCGUACUUUCCGGUUCAAGAUAUCCUUCCCGCAAUCAUUACAGAUGCUGCUGAAUAUCCCAAUACUGUAUCUCUCACCAUCGAAAGGCAAUACCGCGGCCCAUCAGCAUUUGAUUAUCAGCAAAUGCGGAGCAUCAUAGGCGCGAAACGGGGAAAGGCCGAUAAUCAUAUCUGGUUACUGAGAGAAGAUCCAAGUUAUUUCGCAGAUUCAAUAUGGGAAUGGCUUAACGAAGCUAAAGGGCGGACAAUGAUGAAUCUUGAGAACAGCGUACCUCCGUCGCCUCCUUUGCGGUCACACUACGUCCGUCUCCCGCAAGAUCCAACCAACACGAUCAUCACUAUCGAGGAGAGACGUAGCGAGUAUCGUGAUGAGCUUCGUUUCCUGCUACAAAUACUCUGGGAUCCAGUCAUGACGGGGAAAUUUGGGCUCUCGGAUGUUCUGGAUCAAUUAGAACAUCUUGUCAUUAAAGAGCCUGAACAAAAAGCACGUCUCUCGACGCUGGUCUCAAUUUCAUUGCCGACUUAG